Caenorhabditis elegans is the source of this 2375-nucleotide messenger RNA. It is a transcript of the gene sym-2, whose product is annotated as RNA-binding protein sym-2. NCBI's taxonomy places the organism in Eukaryota, Metazoa, Nematoda, Chromadorea, Rhabditida, Rhabditidae. The record is from RefSeq and is marked reviewed. The coding region runs from base 150 to 2006 and encodes 618 amino acids. Gene Ontology annotation, cellular component: nucleus. Gene Ontology annotation, molecular function: RNA binding; nucleic acid binding. The transcript has 8 exons.
UGUUCGAAAAAGUGAGUUCGUCGCAAAAGGGGCGGUCUCAUUGUCGGCUGCUGCGCGGGUGGCGGGUCGACGUCUCGACGGUCAGCAGCCUCACCAACCCCGUUGGUUUGCGUAUGUACCCAAGGACGCACUGACGAUUCCCUACAUUGAUGAAUCGGCAAACGUCUCAUCCAGAACAACGACUACUACUCAUACGAGUAUCUGACGGAAACUACGAUGAGAACACAAAACUAGUCGUCACCUCAUUCUACCCACGCCGUCAGGAGGAUGCCAAUAAUAAUAGCACAUCACCAUCAUCGGCCUCCUCAUCCGGAUCUGAAAUAUCAACUCGUCUUGUAAAUAUAACUCCUGAAGAUGUCGUCAAAUUUUUCGACGAGCAUCCAACCUCAUCAUAUAUAUUCACAAAAGGUCCAGAACCAAUCAGACAUGUGCUCAUACCAUUGUUCGCGAGAAACGAACUUUGUGUUCCACAUCCACUUCAUCAUUAUUAUGAUAUCAAACAUUUGUAUUACGGUAAUCAAGAAGAAGAUGGUAUGGAACAAGAAGAAAUUGAAGAUGACGUAGCAAUUGCCAGGGCCAUUUUGGAUAUGGAUGACGAACUUCUCGAGAAAACCCAUCAAUUUGUGAAUAUCGAAUACCAGCCUGCACCGAUUCUGGAAGAUCAAGAAGUCGGCGCCGACGGAGACAAUGUUGUAUGUAGAGCCCGUGGAUUACCAUGGCAGGCUUCUGACCAUCAUGUUGCACAAUUUUUUGCUGGAUUGGAUAUUGUGCCGGGCGGAAUUGCACUUUGUCUAUCCUCAGAAGGACGUCGAAAUGGUGAAGUAUUAGUUCAAUUUUCAAGUCAGGAAUCCAGAGAUUUGGCAUUAAAAAGGCACAGAAAUUUUUUGCUUUCUCGAUACAUUGAAGUUUAUAAAGCUGGAUUGGACGAAUUUAUGCAUGUUGCAACUGGCUCCUCAACUGAAGCGAUGGAAUUUGUGAGCGCCAAUGCAAUUAUUGUUCGGAUGAGAGGAUUGCCUUAUGAUUGUACUGAUGCUCAGAUUAGAACAUUCUUCGAACCACUAAAACUUACGGACAAAAUCUUAUUCAUCACCAGAACUGAUGGACGACCCACAGGCGACGCAUUUGUUCAAUUCGAAACCGAAGAGGAUGCCCAACAGGGUCUUCUGAAGCAUCGCCAAGUCAUCGGACAACGCUACAUUGAGCUCUUCAAGAGCACGGCGGCCGAAGUUCAACAAGUUGUGAAAAGAUGCAAUCUGAUUAAUAGCUCUCCAGCAGUAGCAAAUGCUGUUGAAGCACCGGAAGAGAAAAAGAAGGAUUGUGUACGCCUACGUGGAUUGCCUUAUGAAGCUACUGUGCAACAUAUCGUCACAUUCCUUGGUGACUUUGCAACAAUGGUAAAGUUCCAAGGUGUUCAUAUGGUAUACAACAAUCAAGGUCAUCCAUCAGGUGAAGCAUUCAUUCAAAUGAUCAAUGAGCAAGCGGCUUCUGCCUGCGCUGCUGGAGUUCACAAUAACUUUAUGUCUGUUGGCAAAAAGAAGAGAUACAUCGAAGUAUUCCAAGCAUCUGCUGAGGAGCUUAACCUUCAUCAUCUGGUUGGUCAACAACAUCAGGUUCCACCACCGGCUCCAUUGGGUUUCAUGGGGCAGCUGCCACCACAGGCACCACAACCACAACAGUUCUGGUCAAGUUACCCAUCUCCACCAAUUUCACCAAUUGUGCCAGGGCAGGUUACCCAAUUGAUUAUCUAUGGUAUCCAUAUGAGCAUCGGAGUUCCUGAGCUGGUGGCUAAUUUCACAACACCGGAACAUACUGUUGAUAAUGUCCUAUUCACACGUUGGCCAACUCAUUUGUGUCCGGGAGAAGCCAUUUUGACGCUCCGCAAUCGUGGUGCUCCACCGCCUCAAACGAGCCCAUUAUCACAAAUUUCUCAGUUAUCUGCUCCGAACUUCGCUGCUUAUUCUCACCAUCCACAAAACUUCCCACUUCAACCGAUUUUGAUGGAAUAGAUCGAGUAAAGCUAUCGGAAUAAUUAAUUAUCAUUUAAUCAUGUUUUCCUAAAUUUUUCUCGUUGAAUUCCCGUUCACUCCCAUCAUAGUAUUCUGUUAUUUCUUGCCCUAGAGCCCUCAUUUUUUGUCGCAUAAUUUACUGCGUCUCAUCACUUCCAAACCUGUCUCUCUCUCUCACUCCAACCGUCUCUCCACAUCCAUCCAUUCAUCUUCACGUUCGCAAUUUCUGUGAUUUGACCAAAAGUUGACUCUUUUCCGCCCUAAUUUAUUGUAAUUUCCUGCGAAAAAGUUGUGAUUCAAAAAAAAACUGUGAUUAUUUUCCAUGUGUUGUACUCAGAAAGAAAUCUAUUAAUAAAUAAUAACAAGUUU